AUUCCCCUGGAGACCGUGACGUCGAUGCAGGAAGGGGAAACUGAGAAAGUUGUUAAGACGCGUAAAGUUCAGCUGGUGACUUUUUGUUAUAUUUUCUUCCUCUUAGGUGUUUAGUAUGGUUGCUUCGUUGUGGAUUGCUAACCGUUCACUUUGAUCCUUCGUUAUUUUUUUGAGGAUGGGAUCUUCAGCCAGCCAGUUGACGAAGGAGCUGCUUUCGGAGUACCAGGAGCUGACAUUUUUAACGAAGCAGGAGAUUCUACUUGCCCACUGUCGCUUCAAAGAGUUACUCCCUAAAGAAAGCAGAAAUACAAUGGACUACCGGGUCCCAAUGGAGAAGAUUUUGACAAUGCCAGAGCUAAAGUCCAAUCCAUUCCGCCAAAGGAUCUGUUAUGUAUUCUCCACUUCAGAAGCUAAAGAUGGCAGCUUGUCUUUUGAAGACUUCCUCGACUUUUUGAGUGUAUUCAGUGACUCUGCCACCCCAGAAAUUAAAUCACAUUAUGCUUUCCGCAUCUUUGAUUUUGAUGACGAUGGAACAUUGGAUCGUAAUGAUCUAGUGAAAUUGGUUAACUGUCUCACUGGAGAUGCCCCAGAAACAAGACUCUCCCAAGAAGAAAUGAACCAACUAAUUGGAAAUAUCCUUGAAGAGUCUGAUAUUGACAAAGAUGGGACGGUUAAUCUUUCAGAGUUCCAGCAUGUAAUUUCAAGAUCACCAGACUUUGUCAGCUCUUUCAAGAUUGUUUUGUGAGAGACAUCCAUCAAUAUCUGCUCCAGUCUGUUUGAUCUGAGGCAUAGGGUUGAGACCAUUGUGUUCCUCCAGCAUCUGACAUCGAACAUUACAGCAACUAAUUCUCCAGCUCUCUUUUUAAAGUAAUUUUGCCUAUGUAUUUACUUGGAAAAUUAUUAUUCAUAAAUUUUAGAAAAAUGAAAUGUAUACAUUUUAUAAUGAAAAAUAAGACUGUCACUGUGCAAUAAACAAUAUUUAAAGUAAUCUGUUUCAUUUUAUAAGACUCAAACAUAGGAAAAAAAAAUUUAUAUAAUCCUAUGUGAAGCUGACAAAAUUUCAGAAUAGUUUUACAGAAUAAUAUUGUGUAGAUAAUUACUUUUUUUACAGAGAAAUUGUAUCUUGAAUUUAUAUUCAGUGAGACUUGCAAUACAACAAAAAUGUCUGAAUACAUGGUGUGAAAAGCACAGUUUACUAAUGAUGUUCUUCUACUCUGCUGCUGCUGUCAAGUCCCAUUUUCAUCUUUAGCGUGUGAUUCAUUUGCUGGUUAUACAUUAAUUACCUUUCCUUGGUUCCUCAGUAAACAUUUUGAUUUCCAUUUCUUUUUGUCUUUGUUUUACUGUACUGAAUUUAAAAAAAAAUUGGACAUUAUGUACCUUUGCACUGUGCAAUUUCUUUUUAAUGUCUUAAUUGCAGUUUGUGAUGAUAUUGUAUUCAAUAAAAGCUGAUCACUUGAAUGAGAA
Molecule: messenger RNA, 1464 nt
Organism: Erpetoichthys calabaricus (reedfish)
Lineage: Eukaryota; Metazoa; Chordata; Cladistia; Polypteriformes; Polypteridae
Product: calcium and integrin-binding protein 1-like
Exons: 7
Coding region: 176-745 (189 amino acids)
Molecular function (GO): calcium ion binding
Source: RefSeq, a predicted model, not a curated record